This is a messenger RNA of Heterostelium album PN500, 3096 nucleotides long. It is a transcript of the gene nat10, whose product is annotated as putative N-acetyltransferase. The record is from RefSeq and is a predicted model, not a curated record. NCBI's taxonomy places the organism in Eukaryota, Evosea, Eumycetozoa, Acytosteliales, Acytosteliaceae. Gene Ontology annotation, biological process: rRNA acetylation involved in maturation of SSU-rRNA. The transcript is spliced from 6 exons. Gene Ontology annotation, cellular component: 90S preribosome; nucleolus. Gene Ontology annotation, molecular function: 18S rRNA cytidine N-acetyltransferase activity; tRNA binding; ATP binding. Bases 1 to 3096 code for a protein of 1031 amino acids.
AUGACUAUUGACAUCCGUGUUUAUCAAGAACAAAAAUGCUUUCAUCAUUUUUGUGAGGAAUCAUCGACUAGAGGUUCUAUCGUUCUUAUUAUUGUAGUUAGUUAUUCAAAGAUGGUAAAAAAGAAGAUUGAUAAUAGAAUUAGAACACUGAUUGAAAAUGCAGUGGCAACCAAUCAUAGAUCUUUCUUUGUAGUUGUAGGUGACAAUGGUAAAGAUCAAGUACCAAAUCUUCAUUAUAUAUUAAGUAAAUCAGUAGUUAAAGCACGUCCAUCUGUAUUAUGGUGUUAUAAAAAAGAAUUAAGUUUUUCAAAAUAUAAACAAAAGAAAAUGAAAAUGAAAGAAAGAAUGAAAGCAAAUGGUACAUCUUCAACCAACUCUGAAGAUCCAUUCGAUGUAUUCAUUUCGACUACCAACAUUAGAUAUAGCUACUAUUCAGAGACACACAAGAUUCUGGGUAAUACAUUUGGAAUGUUGGUUCUACAGGACUUUGAAGCGAUCACUCCCAACUUGUUGGCUAGAACCAUUGAGACUGUCGAGGGAGGUGGAUUGGUAGUGUUACUUCUCAGAACAAUGACAUCGUUGAAACAACUCUACACAAUGGCUAUGGAUGUUCACUCUCGUUUCCGUGAGGACGACGAGAAGAACAAUGUUGUCAAUCGUUUCAACGAGCGUUUCCUCUUGUCGCUCGCCAAGUGCAACCAAUGUUUGGUGAUGGACGACGAACUCAAUAUUCUGCCAAUCUCGACGAGUUCGCGAACCAUCGUGCCUGUCAGUGCACCCGAGACCAACGAGGAGAGUGAGUUGCGUGACUUUAAGCAGUCGGUGCGCGACACUGACGUCGCCGGCGAGUUGAUCGAAGCGACACGUUCUCUCGACCAGGCACAAGCAGUCCUACAGUUUAUCGAUGCAAUCUCUGAGAAAACUCUGAGAUCUACUGUUACGCUGACAGCGGGUCGUGGUCGUGGAAAGUCUUGCUGCACUCGGACUGGCGAUUGCCGGUGCCGUCGCAUUUGGUUAUUCCAACAUUUUCCCGAGCUCGUAGUCAUUGACGAAGCCGCCGCUAUUCCACUGCCCUAUGUACGUUCGCUUCUCGGUCCAUACCUUGUCUUCCUUUCCUCCACGAUCAACGGUUACGAAGGAACCGGUCGUUCUCUCUCGCUCAAGUUGAUCCGUCAACUUCGUGAACAAUCGGGAACCAACGCAGUGAAUAACACCGCCGUUUCAACCGGUCGUAUUCUCCGUGAGAUUCAACUGAACCAACCGAUUCGUUAUGCAGCGAACGACCCGAUCGAAUCGUGGUUGAACAACUUGUUGUGUUUGGACGCAACUGUCUCGCAAUCGCAAAAAGUUGGAUCCAAAGGUUGUCCACAUCCCUCGAGUUGCCAGCUCUACUAUGUCAACAGAGAUACACUGUUCUCCUAUCACAAAGCAUCGGAGGCAUUCCUCCAGCGUCUGGUUGCACUGUUCGUAGCCAGUCACUACAAGAAUACACCGAACGACUUGUUGUUGAUGGCCGAUUCACCGGAUCAUCAUUUGUUCAUCCUGCUCGGCCCAAUGGAUCAGCAAUCGGACGAUGGACUACCAGAGAUUCUCUGUGCCGUCCAAGUCAGUUUGGAGGGUGAGAUUGCACGUGAAGCCAUCAUGAAUAGCAUCAAGAAGGGAUACCAAGCAAGUGGCGACUUGAUUCCAUGGACUUUGACACAGCAAUUCCAAGAUGAAGAUUUCCCAAGGCUGUCGGGUGCGCGUAUCGUUCGUAUCGCCACACAUCCCGACUACCAAAAGAUGGGAUACGGUAGCAAAACACUUGAGCUUCUCACACAGUACUAUCAAGGUGAGAUUCCAACUGUCGAUGCUGAAGAUGAUGGAGACGAAGAUGAAGAAGAUAGCAAGCCAACUGCAGAUGAAUCCUCUGGAAAUUUACAGAGUGAAGUUAUUAGACCAAAGAAGAAUCUACCACCAUUGUUGUACAAAUUGACUGAACGUAAACCAGAGUUGCUUCAUUAUAUGGGUGUUUCCUAUGGAGUCACCAAGGCACUCUAUCAAUUCUGGUCACGUGCUAAAUACUUGCCAGUCUACAUCCGACUGACCACCAACGAUAUCACCGGUGAACACACAUGCAUUAUGUUGCGUGAGUUGAAAUCCGACCAAUCGAAUGUCUCGGCAAGUGACAACUGGCUGUUCUCUUUCUACCAAGAUUUCCGUAAGAGAUUUAUCAAUUUGCUUGGCUACGAGUUCCGUAGCUUCGAGUCGGCACUCGCCCUGCAAAUCCUCCAGGACGUUCAGUCCCAAACUCAACCGACAACAGCCACCCUCACCAACAGUGAACUCGAGCUGAGCCUAUCGUCCUACGAUAUCAAACGUUUGGAAUCAUUCGCCAAUAACAUUGUCGAUUUCAAUGUGAUUAUCGAUAUGCUUCCCACCAUUGGAAAACUGUUGUUCCGUGGACAGAUCAACGAUGUUCGUAAUAACAUCUCGAACCUCCAGACAGCGGUGCUCCUCGCCAUGUCGCUCCAACACAAGACCGUCGACCAGUUGGCACAGGAACUCGGACUCCAACUGAAUCAAAUCCACUCGCUUUUCGCUCAGACCAUUCGUAAGGUUCACCAGACAAUUCGCGACAUCCGUGAGCGCGCCAUCGAGGAGCGUCUGCCCAAGCCAAAGAUCAAGUCGGUGCGUACCGGUCAGUUGUCGUCGUUCAAGGGUGACAUUGAUGCUGCCGACGACGGUGAUAUCUCAAUGAUUCCAAUCGCCGAGAACUUGGAUGACGAGCUCGAGAAGGGAGCAAAAGAGGUGAAAGCGAAACUCGCUGCCAAGGCACUGGAGGACGACAAGGAUCUCGCCCAGUACUUGGUGCAAGGUGACGACGAAGAGUGGAACAAAGCAUUGAAAUCCGGAAAGAUUCCCAACUCUGUUUCAAUCAAAUCACAAAAACGUAAACAAGACAGCGACGACGAAGCAGACGCCAAACCAUCGAAAAAAGAGAAACCAACCAAAAAUAUUAAAAGACCAAAUUUACCAACAACACAACAAAAAAAGAAUUUUAACAACAAAUCAAAAUCACCAUCAAAAUCAACAAUGACGAAAUCAAAGAAAUAA